Molecule: messenger RNA, 9238 nt
Organism: Mus pahari (shrew mouse)
Lineage: Eukaryota; Metazoa; Chordata; Mammalia; Rodentia; Muridae
Gene: Prkaa2
Product: protein kinase AMP-activated catalytic subunit alpha 2
Exons: 9
Coding region: 1341-2999 (552 amino acids)
Biological process (GO): intracellular signal transduction; protein phosphorylation
Cellular component (GO): cytoplasm
Molecular function (GO): ATP binding; protein serine/threonine kinase activity
Source: RefSeq, a predicted model, not a curated record
GCAGCGGGGCUGCAGUCUUCAGCUCUCUGUGUGAAUACAAUGUGAUAUGCUGCUAUAAACGCCCCCUGCCAUAACUUCUCCAUUGUGAUCAACUAUAAACCCAAGUAAGGUCCUGGUCCUUACAUUGCUUUGUUGGGAAUUUGGUCACAGCAGUGAGGAGAGCUAACUUAUACAGAUAACUGGUACCCAGAAAUGUUUGGUUUUUAGGCCUUUGGAACUGGUUUGCAGAAGAACUAUGGAGAGUUUGCACCCUUGGGCUACAAAAGCCCUGGAGUGCUGUAAGCAGAACUUAAUGGAACAUUCUGUAGGGAUAUUGGCAGACAAGAAUUUUGAGAGAUCUGUGGAAAAAGGAGGCCUUGAUCAUGAAAAGGUGAAUAAGAACUCUAUCUGGAACUGGGUUAGGGACCCUUCAUACAGUAUUGUAGAAAAAAGAAUCUAUCUGAAUGUAUUCUGCCGAUUUCCUGAGAACUUGAGUGAGGCUGAAUGUAGUGGACCAGUUUGUGUGAUAUGGAAAGUUCCGGGAUGGAGCACCCUUCAGUCUGCAUCAUGGUUGCUGCUCAAUGCUCAUUGGUAUAAUCCAAGUCUAUAGUGAGGAAGAGCAGAAAAUCAGCAGCGAGAUUAGAAAACUGACAUUUGAGGAGGAAGUGUGUGGAAUUAAGUAUCAGGUUUCAAGGAGAGUGUUAAAAAGAUUAGUGCCAUGCAACUGGAAUCUGGCACUCAGCCCGAGAACAGGAGGGGUGCUCUGAGGACAAGACCACACUCAUGGAAGGCUUCAUCUGAUGGAAAUUCAGAUUCAUUUGAAAUGAGGGAACCUAAACUAAGAAUGAUAAUGUUGGGGUUCCCAGCUCAAAACCAAUUUCCUAGGAAAGGAUUUCCCUAGAGUUAGCAUACAGAAGCCAGGAUAGCCAUUGUCCAGAGGGUCAGGCUCUGUGCCAAGUUGCUGGCAGAACUUGGCAGAAUCAUCCACAUGACAGUGGUUUCACAGGCACAGGAGAUACAAGACUGAGAAGGUCAUGAGGUCUGUACAACAGUUCCGGAGAGACACUAAGGCCAGGCAGUGCGAGCCAGGGUUGCAGUUCCUGCUAGGAGGACGUCCUGAGGUCCUCAUGUGAAGCUGACAGUGAAACUGAGGUUGUAAUGGAGUCCCCAGCACGAUGGUGAAUCUAGGACUGUGGAAUUUCUGCUGAAGAAAGCUGUAGGCACUGAGGAGAGUUGGAUCAGAAGAGGGGCUAUGUGUAUGUACCUCAGGCAGCCCAGCUGAGGAAUGGGCUGUCCAACUCUUUGGAGCCCAAAUGAUUCCACCAUGAUCCCCAGAAGCAGGAGUGGAGCUGUUUUCCUUAAUGAAUUCCAGUCUCCCUGUGGUCCACUCAUCUCUUCGUGUGCCCCAGAGCGCCCUGUUAGAAUGGGAAUAUUUUUUCUGUGCCUUUGUAUAUGUUGGAGAACACCAACUGACAGGCCAUAAAGUGGCAGUUAAGAUCUUAAAUAGACAGAAGAUUCGCAGUUUAGAUGUUGUUGGAAAGAUAAAACGAGAAAUUCAGAAUCUUAAACUCUUUCGUCAUCCUCAUAUUAUCAAACUCUACCAGGUGAUCAGCACUCCGACAGACUUUUUUAUGGUAAUGGAAUAUGUGUCUGGAGGUGAAUUAUUUGACUACAUCUGCAAACAUGGACGGGUUGAAGAGGUGGAAGCUCGCCGGCUCUUCCAGCAGAUCCUGUCUGCCGUGGAUUACUGUCACAGGCAUAUGGUUGUCCACAGGGACUUGAAACCAGAGAAUGUGCUGCUGGAUGCCCAGAUGAACGCUAAGAUAGCUGACUUUGGACUAUCUAAUAUGAUGUCAGAUGGUGAAUUUCUACGAACUAGCUGUGGAUCGCCAAAUUAUGCAGCACCUGAGGUCAUCUCAGGAAGGCUGUAUGCAGGUCCCGAGGUCGACAUCUGGAGCUGUGGUGUCAUCCUGUAUGCCCUUCUCUGUGGCACCCUCCCUUUCGAUGAUGAGCACGUGCCUACGCUCUUUAAGAAGAUCCGAGGGGGCGUGUUUUACAUCCCAGACUAUCUCAACCGUUCUGUUGCCACUCUGCUGAUGCACAUGCUCCAGGUGGACCCCCUGAAGCGAGCGACUAUCAAAGACAUACGAGAACAUGAGUGGUUUAAACAGGAUUUGCCCAGCUACCUAUUCCCUGAAGACCCCUCCUACGAUGCGAACGUCAUUGACGAUGAGGCUGUGAAGGAAGUCUGUGAGAAAUUCGAGUGUACAGAGUCAGAAGUGAUGAACAGUCUGUAUAGUGGUGACCCGCAAGAUCAGCUUGCAGUGGCUUAUCAUCUUAUCAUUGACAAUCGGAGAAUAAUGAACCAAGCCAGUGAGUUCUACCUCGCCUCUAGUCCUCCAUCAGGUUCUUUUAUGGAUGACAGCGCCAUGCAUAUUCCUCCAGGCCUGAAACCACAUCCAGAAAGGAUGCCACCUCUCAUCGCAGACAGCCCCAAAGCACGCUGUCCACUGGAUGCACUCAACACAACGAAGCCCAAGUCUCUAGCUGUGAAAAAAGCCAAGUGGCAUCUUGGAAUCCGAAGCCAGAGCAAAGCGUGUGACAUUAUGGCUGAAGUGUACCGAGCUAUGAAGCAGCUGGGUUUUGAAUGGAAGGUAGUGAAUGCAUACCAUCUUCGAGUAAGAAGAAAAAACCCAGUGACCGGCAACUAUGUGAAAAUGAGCUUACAGCUUUACCUGGUAGACAGUCGGAGCUAUCUUCUGGACUUUAAAAGCAUCGAUGAUGAGGUGGUUGAGCAGAGGUCUGGUUCUUCAACACCCCAGCGCUCCUGUUCUGCUGCGGGCCUCCACAGAGCACGGUCAAGCUUUGAUUCCAGCACAGCUGAGAACCAUUCCCUUUCUGGCUCUCUCACUGGUUCUUUGACUGGCAGCACUUUGUCCUCGGCUUCCCCGCGCCUGGGCAGUCACACCAUGGAUUUUUUUGAAAUGUGCGCCAGUCUUAUCACUGCUUUAGCUCGUUGAUAAUCCACCCCUGGUCUGUCUUUCUGUCACCGCACUGUGAAAUCACAUACACUCUUUAAAUUAUUAUCUCACUCUCGGUAUUACAUGCUCUGCAAUAGAAGUUGGUGUGAACAUUCCCAGGUGACAUGCAGUGUUAUUGAAAUCACCGAAAACACAGAAAUCCGGCAUUCUGUUUAUUCUUAGAACUCUGUAACUCUACUGUGCCUAUGACAAGUUUGCAUAGGUAGUAAUGGACGAGUGCUGGUGGCGUUUGUUAACUUACACCUGUGAAUUCACUACAGAUGACAAGCACACCUCACUGAUGAACCAGCUGAGGUAGGGGUGGUUCGGUGGGCCUCCUUCCUUCAUGUUUAGUGUACGUAAAUCCAGUUCACCUCCUAAACUUCAGCCAUCUGGGCACUCUUGCACAAGAUGAUCAAGAUAUAGAAUAACUGUUAGGGAAAUAUUAUUUCAAUGUAGAAAUCUGAAAAUCCUGUCUCCCUAAAUAUUAGAAACCAAAGUCUUUUAAAUUCUUUCUGCAAGUACUGCCUAGUAUUAGCCAUUAAGAUCGUGUUUCUGAUAAUAGGAGUCUAGUCUCCCAGCUUCCUGACAUUUGUGCAAGACCCCUAGUUAAAUCCCACCACCACCAAGCAAUACAAAACCAUGCAAAAUUAGUACACAGUUCAAUGAGACAAGCAAAAUACCAAUAGUCUCUUAAAAGAAAAUUCUACUCUAUGAUCUUGUUUUGUGUUAAUGAGACUGGGGUAGCUGAGGGGUGGGCUGGUAGUCAUGGCCCUCUGGGGUCUUUGCUAAUUCCCUUAACAUUUGUUAUUGAUGCCACCUCCUCCCUCCGUCUUCCUCAGGAGCCUCUGUUUUGCUCAUUGCUUUUCCUUCUCAUUAAUCCUUUAGUUCAAAAUUUUGCUUUGGCCAUCGCGUCUUCGUACGCUUCCAAAGCUUGAUCUGCUGUGACCUUCACUGUUGAACCUGAUUGGACAGGGAAGCCUUAAAUAUUUAAAAGUAUAUUCUCCUGGAAUAAGUAUAUGUGUUGUUUACAUAUAUAUACAUAUGUAUUGACACAUCAGUGCUUUUAAUCAAAAAAAAAAAAAACCAAACUUUUUUGUGCAAGUUUUUUUUUUUUUUAAUUUAAGAUGAAAAAAACACUAUAUUACAGGAUAGAUAAAGUUAAUUGAUUUUAUGUUGUUUUGGUAAAAGUAUUUUAAAUUAUGUGUAAUUUAUCUAAUAAUUAUUUAUUCAUUUAUUGUAUUUAUGUUGUAAUUUAAAAAAAUCAUUGAUCUGAUUCACCCUAGAAAAUAUUAAGCUCUUGAAAAAACAAAAAACAAAAAGCAACAUUGCCUUGACAGGUUUCUCUUCACCAAAAGUAGUAUAUUUUCUACUUACCAAGAAGCAGAUGAGACUGUUAGACCAGGUUUCUCAUGCGAUUCCAGAAGACAAGUUUGUCUAUCUUUAAAUAGCUUUUUGAAUCAGGAAUUUGCAUCAUAUCAUGUCAGAUAACUUUGUAGUUCUUUUAAAAAGAUGGUCAAUAUUUAUCACUCCAACUUCUCAAUAGUAAAAUAAAAGAAUCUUUGCCCACUGAUUGAGAAGGAGGGUGUACAAUUUAAGGUACCUUAAGUUAAAUCUUUGAAAGAUUGCCAUCUUGUGGCAGUAGAUGGUAAUUUGAGUAGUUAUUUUAAUACCAAACUUAGUCCUGGUUUGUCUAAUGUGUUUUAUGAAUGUGGCAUAAUUUUGACUUCUCUAAAUGUGUAUGUAUCCUUGUUUGUGGGGUAGGGAGAGACCACCUUAUAAUGUUUGCCUAAUUAUGGCAUGGAAGACCUUGAAAUAAGGAGCUGUUUGGAUUCCUUACCUCUAAUAACAGCAUCCACAACAGUUAUAAAGGCAGGAGGGUGCAGAAGGCUUUUAGUCUAGUGAAUUUAAAUGACUUUAUAUGAAUGAUUAUGAUGCUAUUCAAGAACUAAAAGUUAUUUACUAUUGUCUUAUUCAUUCCAGUAUUAUAAAUACCCAGUUGACAGUUACCUGUGAAUUUCAGGAGAACUGAAGGUCAUUUUGUUUCUUUUAGCAUUUUAAGACAUUUAAUGAAUCUAGGUGAUAGAGAAAGCUUGUUUUUAGAGAGAAUUCGGUGACUCAUCUCGAAAAGCAAAGGCUGGAGUUUUGUCACAGCAUAGGGGUUUGCUGCUCUUGGCAAUAGAGAAGGAAAGAAUUCCUUGCAAAUGUACAGUUCCUACCUUUCAGUCGAUGCUAUGGGUAUGGUAGAUACUGAGUUUAGAACAGUCUAUCCUCUUGGAUCCUAGGGAGAAUAACUGUUAUAGAUGUGGGCCUUAUUUAUGUCUCACAAACGGAGUCCAUCUGUUUCCAAAAUAGUAUUUCCUAAAACAUAGAAAUCCCACAGAAUAAGUUUGGAAUACAUUGCACCUUGCAGAGGACAGUGACUAUGAACACGAAAGACUUGCAGUCUUUCAGAAACAGAACAAACCACAUAACUGCAAAACCCUACUUUGCCCAAAUGAGUUUACUCUUUUAAAACGUUUGCUGAGCCUGGUUGCUUACCUGUAAUAUGACUAGGGAGUAUGAGGCAGGAAGAUACGUGGGGGCCUAAGGACUAGAUAGAUAGCAAGACCUUGUUUCAAAUUAGAAAGAUAAAGAAACCUUAGCACCCCAUAAGAAAAUAUGAGAAAUGAUUGUCUGUGAGCGCCACAGUGUGGUCGUUAGUGACAGUGAGUAACAUCUCUUCCCCAGAGCCUGAUGCUAAUUCAGAACUGCUCCAUUGACCAUGCACAUAGGUUCAUCCUGAGUCUGGGGCUUGUACUACAUGCUGGUUUUUCUAAUCAUAUGAUGCUUUUUAGGUAGAACAUCUAUUCUUUUUUUUCCCUUAGAGGGUGACUGAAAAGUCAUAGACAAGGUUACUUAUGGAAAACCAGAAGAGUAAGAGACCAGUGGCUUUCUGUUGUGACUUCAUGGAGAGCAAGCCAGAUUUAUUCAUUUUUCAAGGGCCACUGAACGUUUUCUAAGUCCUUUUAUUUAAAAAACCAAAAUUGAAGCUAUCUCAAAUUUACAGGGAGAGAGAAAACCAAACCAUUCAUAGGUUAGGGUUUUGUUUUGAUCAAGAACUCUUGUAAAGGCCCUUGCAACAUCUGGUUAUCUGCAGAUAGAAGCUAGGAGCCUAAUCUAAGCAGAAACAUUAAGACCUUCUGUGCUAGCGAACUGGGUAUAUGUAGCACAGUAAUUCUCUACUUUAUGCAAGUAGGUGUUCAAGGAUAUUUACUUAAUUCUGAAUCUACUCUUUCCUUAGGUAGUUUGUACUCAGGGAACACAAAUUUAAUACUUGAGAUGAAAUGAAACAUAAUUUGAAAAAUAAUCAUAAACAACUGAAUCAGAUUUUUAUAUACUGCUUCAUCUGUAGUCUCUCCUAACAUGUAAGCAUGCUUAGUUAAUGUGGGCCCCACACUGAUGUUUAUAAGACUUAACAGCCUGGAACAUACCUACCACAGACACCACAGAUCUGCCUGGUCGCUCCCAGGGUGAGGUCUCAUAUGUAAAUGUGAGACUGCACGUUAGCCUCCUCUGCUUUGUGUUUGGUUCGGUCUGACAAGCUGGCUGUCCUUCAGUCCCCUGGGGCUUAAGUAGGGAUUAUGGCUUAGUAGUUCUUGGCAACUCUGUUGAAAACUCUGGAUGAAGGCUAUGUGUAUAGUAAGUGUGAUCUUGGACUUGGCCUCAAUUUAAAAUCCUAAAUGAAAGGGAUGGAUGCAGAGCUAUCGUCCCUGCGAGCUCUGGAGUGUCCUGCCUUGUUACUUCUUCAGAGCAUGAGUGUGAGUGUUCACAUUUGAUGUGUUUGUUUGCUAGCAUGAGUGUUCUUUUUUUUUUUAGUCCGAGGCAUUUCAAAGGUAUACUAAACCAUAACUACUUGGACUACUGGAAUGCAAAACUGAAAACCUGGCGUGGAUUUAGCAUUCAUUAGAAGAUGACUACUAGGUAGAAGUGGCGGGGCCGAUGCAUUUCCAGGUCUGCUAGUGCCCCCUUGCAGUACCCAGUCCAGUAAGCAGGCUCUCUGCAGUUGAUCAUCUUCUGGGCUGAACAGAAAGAGUUUAUGAAACAUCUGAUAGUCGAGUAAUAAAAAUAAAUACUGGCGUGUUGUUUGUAAGUCCUGGUAUGACAUAUAGUAGUUAUAACUGAAUGUAGUUAGUCUAAUUAUAAAAGCUAGUUGAUUGCACUAACUAAAUGUAAUUUCGUGAAAUAUUUAUGAUUAUAUUGAUUUUAUUAUAAGUAUUUAUAAGUUAUUGAGGGUGCUUAAAAUCCAGAAAAAUCUCUAGGACAUAUUUUUUUUUUUCUGAAAUUGUAUUUAUGAUUUUGGUGUAGGGAGUUUUAUACUGGCGAUUCAACCCAGGCUUCACAUGUAAGAAGCAAGUGCUUAACUUCAAUCUAAAUCCCCUGGCCCUAUUUACAUGAUUCUUAAAGUACAGUCUCUCUUUGUAGAGGGAAAUUAGCCCUAGUCCUAUCUGAAUGAUCACAGUUUGUGACUCUUAGCUGAAUUAGGUUUAUCUAAAUUUCAUUUUGGCAAUUUUUUAUUUUGUGCAUAAACGAGAUGACACUGGUUUUUUUUUUUUGCGGGGGGGGGGGGAGGAAUGACACUGUUUUUAUACAGUGUGUGUCUCUCUGAGCUACCUAAUCACUAUUGGCUUGAUAGACAUUCACCAAGCCUUUUUAAACUUGGAAAUGUAACUUAAGUUAAUGAGCUUUUAAGUCAUGCAUAUAUGCAUGUGUAUAUAUACAUAUGUAUUAUGCAAACAAGUUAGCAGCGGCAGCUUUAUCAGCCUUUCCUUGAAUAUUUAUGAUGCAGUUGAUGCUACUAAACAGUAAUAGCAUGAGGAGUAGGUCCACAGUCUAGACUGGAUUGAGCUUUGAUUAAACUUCUUCAGCCAUAGCCUGUUCAGAAUCAGGUCCCACCCAGAAGGUUAUCAGACCGCCGGCCUGUAUUUUGUGAGCCAAUAAUAAUGUUUACGCCAGCCUUGCAUAGCAGUGCUAGGUGUGACCGCGUGCGACUUUUAGUAACUUUUAGCUUAUGGCUAAAAGCAGUUCAAGUUUUAUAGAGGUAAUUCAUGAUUAUUUGAACAAGCAGGGUGGGUAAAUUCAAGAAUAUUUAAAGUGCAAUUAAGGAAAUUCUAGGGUAUAAUAUUCUUUCCAGUUUUAAAAAAAAAAAAAUAGUUAAGCAUUUUUAGAAUGUCCUAGAAUGAAAAAAAAUUUUUGGACAGACUUUUUAAAAAAUAAGGUUUUUACAGCAAUUUUUUUUUUUUUAAUUCAAGGUUUGCUACUUUGUGUUCAUUUAAAUUUUCAAAGAGAACCGAAGCCUCCAAGGAAAGAAUUGCAUUGUUAUUUUCCUCCUGCUAGUCUGAAUGUGCAUUUUCACAGCUAAAAGUCACUUGUAAAUAAGGUUUGUUACCACACUUGAAGCCCAUUUUUUUUUAAACGGAGAACAUUUUCCCAGAAUCAAAGAGACAUUAGACCCAUUGUCUACACACACAAAAAAAGAGUACCUGGUGCCUUCUCAAAUAACUGCAGAGUCAAAGUGAACGUGUUCAAAGUCUGCCCCCCCAACCCCCUCUCCCGUUCCUUGGGUUUUCUGUGACCUGUCCCUCCCACAGACGGUCACAGGGUUUGCUCUGCCCUUUCAGUUCCACUCGAAUAAACCUCACAGCAUCACCAGUGAUGUUCUUCACUGAAUACGUUUUCUCUUUCAUUUAUUUCACUUUUUAAAGCCACCUGGGAAAAUAUUUGGCUGCCUUCUUAUGCUUUUAAAAUGAAUGCAAUUACUAGCAGUCUUUAUAUUUUAAAGUUUAUAAAGGAAAGAAAUUCAAAGCUAAGGACUGGUUCUAAUUGGAUCUAAUUCCCUGUUUGUUACUAUAGCAGCACAAGUUAUGUAACCUUGUGUAGUUUUCUCUUGUACAAAAUGUGGAUAAUAACCUACCUCACAGAUGUGUGUGAGAAGCUGUUUCAAAGCCCCUAAGUAGGGGUUUAGAGUCCCAUCUUCAAUGUCAAUCUUUCCUUUUUUAACUAGACACCUUUGAUAAUGGUAGAAUGAGUAUCUUGUUUUUAGAUGUCAUAUGUAAUAAGGGCAUAGUGCUGAGAAUGUUUAAGACACAGUUUCACAAAUCAUAGUGUUCUUACUGUAAGACACUUAAAAUUUUCUUGAAAACCUCAAAUGUUUAAAUAUCAAAUCUGUCUUUUGUUUCAAUAAAUAUUGUUAUUCAAAA